Messenger RNA from Melozone crissalis (California towhee), 1911 nucleotides. It is a transcript of the gene XYLB, whose product is annotated as xylulokinase. Gene Ontology annotation, biological process: D-xylose metabolic process; xylulose metabolic process. The record is from RefSeq and is a predicted model, not a curated record. Gene Ontology annotation, molecular function: D-xylulokinase activity. The transcript has 19 exons. Gene Ontology annotation, cellular component: cytosol. Bases 121 to 1725 code for a protein of 534 amino acids. Lineage: Eukaryota; Metazoa; Chordata; Aves; Passeriformes; Passerellidae.
CGCCGCUCGACGGGGCCGGGCCGGCGGCUCCUGCCCCGGGAGGGAGGCCGGGCCAGCAGAGCCGCCUCCUUCCCGCUCCCUGCCCCGGCUCCCGGCUGAGGGCCAGUGCCGUGCCGUGCCAUGGCCGCUCCCUGCUACCUGGGCUGGGAUUUCAGCACGCAGCAGUUGAAAGUCAUUGCUAUUGAUGAACAGCUGAGGGUCAUUUAUGAGGAUAAUGUUCAUUUUGAUAAGGACCUUCCGGAAUUUAAGACUCAAGGUGGAGUCUACAUCCACAGUGACAGACUGACAGUCACUUCACCAGUGCUUAUGUGGGUCAAGGCUCUGGAUGUGAUCUUGGAAAAGAUGAAAUCUUCAGGCUUUGACUUCUCUCAAGUCAGAGCAAUGUCUGGUGCUGGCCAGCAACAUGGGAGUGUGUACUGGAAAAAAGGAAGCAUCCAGAUUUUAAAGAAUGCAUCACCUGAACAGCCUUUGCACCAAUCACUAAAGGGCUGUUUUUCAGUCAGUGACAGCCCCAUCUGGAUGGAUUCCAGCACAGCCUCCCAGUGCAGAGCCCUGGAGAAAGCCCUGGGGGGAGCCCAGCACCUGGCCAGGGUCACUGGCUCCAGGGCCUACGAGCGUUUUACAGGAAACCAGAUAGCAAAGAUUUACAGCCAGAAUCCUGAGGUCUACAAGCAAACUGAGAGAAUCUCUUUGGUCAGUAGCUUUGCAGCUUCUCUUUUCCUAGGAACUUAUGCACCCAUUGAUUACAGUGAUGGUUCUGGUAUGAACUUGCUGCAGAUUUGGGAAAAGGCAUGGUCAAAGCCCUGCCUUGAUGCUUGUGCCCCUGGAUUAGAGGAGAGACUGGGAUGCCCUGUCCCAUCCCACUCAGUCCUGGGGCCUAUUUCUCCAUAUUAUAGUCAACGUUAUGGGUUUAGCCCAGACUGUAAAAUAGUAGCAUUUACAGGAGACAAUCCAGCAUCACUGGCAGGGAUGAGACUUCAAGAAGGAGACAUUGCAAUUAGCCUUGGCACAAGUGACACAUUGUUCCUGUGGAUCCAAGAGCCAACUCCUGCCUUAGAAGGUCAUAUUCUCUGCAAUCCUGUUGAUUCUCAAACAUAUAUGGCCCUUUUAUGUUUUAAGAAUGGCUCUCUGAUGAGAGAGAGGAUCAGGGAUGAGUGUGCUUCAGGCUCCUGGGAUGAAUUCUCCAAAGCCUUAUCAUCAACUGAUGCUGGAAACAGUGGAAACUUGGGUUUCUACUUUGAUGUGAUGGAAAUUACUCCUGAAGCAGUUGGGGUUCACAGAUUCAACAGAGACAACCAAAAGGUUCCAAGGUUUCCAAAGGAAGUAGAAAUACGAGCGCUGAUUGAAGGGCAGUUCAUGGCCAAGAGGAUUCAUGCUGAGAAGCUGGGAUAUAAAGUCUUGCCUAAAACAAGGAUUUUGGCUACUGGUGGCGCAUCCCACAAUAAAAAGAUCUUACAGGUCCUGUCCGACGUGUUCAACGCGCCCGUGUUCACCAUCGACACGGCCAACUCUGCUUGUCUGGGAAGUGCUUACAGAGCAAUCCAUGGACUUGUAGCUGAGAGGAAUGUGCCCUUGGCUGAUGUUGUGAAAUUAGCACCAGAGCCCAGAUUGGCUGUUACACCCACCCCAGGGGCUGAGGAGCUCUAUCGUCCACUUCUGAAAAGAUAUGCUGAGCUUGAACAGAAGGUUAUCUACAACCCAGCCUCUUCUUGUCUUGUGAAAUAGAAGCAAAUAAAAUUUAUAUGUUGUCUGAGCAGACUCCCAAGGAGAAGAUCAGAAGAGAUUUGCUCAGAAUUUACUGGAGCUGUUUAAAUCAUUUCGUUCCUCUAUGUAGACAAAUAAUUUUUAAAUGUCUGUGUUUGAGUGUGUUGGUGGGGAAAAAAAUUACAUUGUGAUUGAAAACCUGAUUAA